Messenger RNA from Ipomoea triloba (trilobed morning glory), 1894 nucleotides. RefSeq names its product phosphatidate cytidylyltransferase 1-like. Gene Ontology annotation, molecular function: phosphatidate cytidylyltransferase activity. The record is from RefSeq and is a predicted model, not a curated record. Lineage: Eukaryota; Viridiplantae; Streptophyta; Magnoliopsida; Solanales; Convolvulaceae. The transcript has 11 exons. Gene Ontology annotation, cellular component: endoplasmic reticulum membrane. Bases 217 to 1635 code for a protein of 472 amino acids.
GUCCAAGAAGAGGACACAUAUUCUUGGUGUCCACCAAUCUCGUUGGGAGCAACUCCACGUGUCAACACUGGUACGAGGAUGAGCCUACGAGCAAAGCAAACAACCAUUUUUUCUUUCUCUCAGAAACAAACCGUUCGUCGGUUUGGUUUUGAUGUUAUUCAGAGACUGCGACUGUGAUAAUAAGCUGAAGAUCAGCUGAUCACCAACAACAAAUCAAUGCAUACAAAGGAAUAUCAUGACCAUUCUUCCCCCUCCACCCCUCGAAGUCACAGGGAAUCAUCCACCCACGCUUCUCUUUCGCCCACAACACCUCGAAACAGGGAAUCUCACGCCCUCCCUUCCGUAUCCACACCUCGAAUGUACAGGGCGGAUAAUGGCCCCCCUUCGCCCUCAACCCCUCGGCUCCGCCACCGUAAACGCUACCAAGAGGAUAUUCCGGGGGAAAGCAAAAUAAAUGGGAUCGACUUACUUGUAAAUGAUCAAGACAAAUACAGGUCUAUGUGGAUCCGCGCGUGUUCUUCUCUGUGGAUGGUUAUAGGUUUCAUCGCCGUUAUUUACUUGGGUCAUCUUUAUAUUUGCGCAAUGGUGGUUGGCAUUCAAAUAAUCAUGACUUCUGAGCUGUUCAAUUUGCUCAGAAGGGCUCAUGAGAGUAGGCGCCUUCCAGGUUUUAGGCUUCUGAAUUGGCACUUUUUCUUCACUGCAAUGCUGUAUUUGUAUGGACGGAUUCUUAGCCAACAGCUUGUGAAUACUGUAAUUUCUGAUCAGUUCUCGUAUAAGCUAGUGGGCAUGUUUAUCAAGUAUCAGAUGGUCAUAUGUUACUUCUUAUACAUAGCAGGAGUUAUGUGGUUCAUACUCACUUUAAAGAAGAAGAUGUACCAGUAUCAAUUUGGACAGUUUGCGUGGACACACAUGAUCCUUAUUUUGGUCUUCACACAAUCCUCAUUCACUGUAGCCAACAUCUUUGAAGGCAUUUUCUGGUUCAUUCUUCCAGCAUCACUUAUCGCUAUCAAUGAUGUAGCGGCUUACUUGUUUGGGUUUUUCUUUGGGAGAACUCCUUUGAUUAAACUCUCUCCAAAGAAGACAUGGGAAGGUUUUAUUGGAGCGUCUGUUGCGACCAUGAUAUCAGCAUUCUUGCUUGCAAAUAUCUUAGGCCGUUUCCAAUGGUUGACAUGCCCAAGAAAGGAUUUAUCAACUAAUUGGCUUCAGUGUGACCCUGGUCCGUUAUUCAAGCCAGAGUACUAUUCUUUGGGUACUUGGCUACCAAACGAGUUUCCCUGGAAGGAGAUAUCGAUACUUCCUGUUCAGUGGCAUUCUUUAUGCCUUGGGUUAUUCGCAUCAGUUAUAGCACCCUUUGGAGGAUUUUUUGCUAGUGGUUUCAAGAGAGCCUUUAAAGUCAAGGAUUUUGGAGAUAGUAUCCCUGGACAUGGUGGCUUUACCGAUAGAAUGGACUGCCAGAUGGUGAUGGCAAUUUUUUCCUACAUCUAUUUGCAGUCAUUUGCUCUCCCACAAUAUGACUCUGUUGAAAUGAUGCUGGAUCAGAUUGUUAGGAGCCUGAGCUAUGAGGACCAGACAACACUAUACAUUAGGCUGAGCCAGAUAUUCAAGGAGAGGCAGCUUGGGAAUUCAUUAGCCUGAAGGAAUGAAGUUCACAUACACAAACACAACUGGAUCAACCUUAGCUUUAUGCCACUGUGAUACCAGCCCUGAGAUUUUGAAGGGAUGGUGUAUAGAAUGAUUGAUUGAUGUUGGGAAAGAAAUCUCCUCUGAUCUGAUAUUACUUGUUUCUGUAAAACAGUGUGGAAGGCAUGCAUGCACUUAAACAUGUAUGUUUGUUCUGCUGAGCUAAAUUUGAUUUAUUCAAUUCUUUAAAAAAGAUGAACACAUUUGGUUUUUA